GACAACCUGUCUCUGGUCCAGAGACGUGGACACUUUGGGAUUAUCACGAUGAACCAGGAUCAUGAACUGGAGAGGCUCACCACAUCCAGAGCAACGUUCGUCGCUCCGGAGAGUCACAACGUGAGGCAGAAAGGCAUCAGAGGCGAGCUCAUGGAAACACUCUUGGCCGAGAGGAUUCGCGAAAGGAUUCAAGUUGAACAGAAUCCACCGAUUCCCAAAACGGAUUUCUGCUCCACGAGCCAGAGGGAGUUCAAGGUGGAGGGAUUUGUUCCUCUCUCCCCGGAAUCAACACAAGUUCAUGAUUAUAAAACGGAGGAGGCGAUUACCUUCUGGAGUGAGAACCAGCAGCGGGUCGAGGGUGUGACCGCCGUGGAGUUCCUGGAAUCACCUUUCAGGAGGUCGGCGUUUUUCACCAAACAAGUCGGCGAGUGGCUGGAUGAAUGAAGCCCCCCCCCCCCCCGUCAACUGAGAUAGUGCGUCACAUGACAUCACUACAUCACCAUCACAUGUGCAUGAAUCAAUAUUAGCUGAUGUCAUGUUUACAGACCACAGACAGAAGAGCACAGACACGUGGACUUUAAACCUGCAGAACAAACUGUCGCUGGUACUUUGAUAUGAAACACAGAAAGUUUGUGUUGUGUGGAUUUGCUGAGAAACAUUUCCCUCUAGUUUAUUUACUUUAUCAGUAUCAGCUCUGUGUGUAAAGUUGGUCAGCGCUGAUAGCAAAGAAUGUUAUGAGUGGAUUUCUGUUUUGUGGUUUAUAUCUUUAUAAUGUUAAUCUUUAUCUAGAGCUACUUUUUCCAUUGUGCUCCAAGAGGAGUUUAUUUUUUAUUUUCAAGAGAUGUAUUUGGGCCACAUGUGUAGUUUGAAAUGUCUCAGUUUGUUGUAGUUCUUUCUCAGUGAUGCAGAUAUAAGCUAAUUGUAAUAAAACUUCCAACAAGACCAACGUGGAAAUGAUAACUGAUCGUCUACAAACACUCAGAUUUAAUCUCAGUUCACUGGCUCUCAAAAAGAUUUAAAUUUAACUCGUUGAAACCUACAGAAACUCUAAAUUAACUAUUUGCAGCCUCUAAUUUCUUAUUUUCUAUUUCCUCUUCUCCUCCCUAGCUGCUCUGUUUCCAGGCUCCAUUCUUCUUUCUGUCAUUUCCCUUUCUCCUCUUGCCACCUCCUAAUUGUUGCAUCAACAAGCUGCACCUCCUCCCUCCUACACCGGACCAACAUCUGGCUGAGAGAAGCUACCAGGACACUGAAAAUAGCACAGAGGCUGUUUCUCCUCCUUCACAGAGACACCGGCCCACAGCAUGCAGAUGUGCAACACAAUGCAUCGUCGGGAAUCCGCAGUGUUGCGCUGCAGCUGCACGUGUGUGUUGUGUCAGUCGCACGAACCUUCAGGGGCUGUUGAUCCUCUCCGAGCUCGCAGCAGGGAUUAGAAGGCGGUAGCUGUGGAGACAAGUCACUUUAGCUUAUAUUCAUGCAGCUUCUCUUCACAAACAUUUAAUUAUCUCAUUGGAUGAUACAGUAAAAACCAAUUUGCCUCUCAAACACGAGGCCUUGGAGCGACUUUGUAUUUGUAAAUUCAAUUCUG
Messenger RNA from Platichthys flesus (European flounder), 1585 nucleotides. RefSeq names its product sperm associated antigen 8 (gene spag8). Gene Ontology annotation, cellular component: nucleus; cytoplasm. The record is from RefSeq and is a predicted model, not a curated record. The coding region runs from base 49 to 444 and encodes 131 amino acids. Gene Ontology annotation, molecular function: microtubule binding. NCBI's taxonomy places the organism in Eukaryota, Metazoa, Chordata, Actinopteri, Pleuronectiformes, Pleuronectidae. The transcript has 5 exons. Gene Ontology annotation, biological process: positive regulation of transcription by RNA polymerase II.